This is a messenger RNA of Ipomoea triloba (trilobed morning glory), 531 nucleotides long. Its product is annotated as trihelix transcription factor ASIL2-like. The transcript is spliced from 2 exons. Gene Ontology annotation, molecular function: transcription cis-regulatory region binding. The record is from RefSeq and is a predicted model, not a curated record. Gene Ontology annotation, cellular component: nucleus. Lineage: Eukaryota; Viridiplantae; Streptophyta; Magnoliopsida; Solanales; Convolvulaceae. Bases 1 to 531 code for a protein of 176 amino acids.
AUGUAUAUUUACCUGGCGAUGCUUAUUGGAGACGAGUAUAGACAUUGGAUUUACGUCACUAUCGUCGUUGUUGGUGCUGGAGCUGCCUCCUCUCGCCGCUUUCCUCUGCUUUGCUGGUCCCACGAAGAAACCAUAGCCCUAAUCGAUGCAUAUCGGGGCAAGUGGUACUCCCUUCGUCGCGGUAAUCUUCAGGCCAACCACUGGCAGAAAGUCACCGACGAUGUCACCAUUAGAUGCCCCAUCGAUUCUCCCAAUACCGUUGUGCAGUGCUGGCACAAGAUGGAGAAGCUUAAGAAACGAUACCGUGCCGAGAUUCAACGCACCGCUCCCUACGGUGGUGUUCGCUCCCACCGUUACUGCUCCUCCUGGGUCUUGUUCAAGCUCAUGGAUGCCAUGGAAAGAGGUACCAACGCCACCGCCUCAUCUCUGCCACCUGAUGAGGAGGAACUCGAGGAUGAUGCGGAAGAUAUCAAGCAAAAUAGCGUCAAACACAUCUGUGAUAUAUAUAUUUGGCUGGAAACAAUAUGGUAG